AUGUCUGAAUCCGCUGUGGAGACUUUAGAGGAAGCCCUAGGUCCCUGCCUCAUUUUGACGGAAUCCUCACAUCCCGCUGACACCUCGAGAGGCACGCGGAGUUCAUUGCUUCAAAAGACGUAUGCCAACUUUCCAGAAGCACCUCAGGAGGAGGCUUCUCUCAGCAAUAGGCUCAAGACGUAUUCCAACUUUCCAGAAGCACCUCAGGAGGAGGCUUCUCUCAGCAAUAGGCUCAAGACGUAUGCCAACUUUCCAGAAGCACCUCAGGAGGAGGCUUCUCUCAGCAAUAGGCUCAACACGUAUGCCAACUUUCCAGAAGCACCUCAGGAGGAGGCUUCUCUCAGCAAUAGGCUCAAGACGUAUGCCAACUUUCCAGAAGCACCUCAGGAGGAGGCUUCUCUCAGCAAUAGGCUCAAGACGUAUGCCAACUUUCCAGAAGCACCUCAGGAGGAGGCUUCUCUCAGCAAUAGGCUCAACACGUAUGCCAACUUUCCAGAAGCACCUCAGGAGGAGGCUUCUCUCAGCAAUAGGCUCAAGACGUAUGCCAACUUUCCAGAAGCACCUCAGGAGGAGGCUUCUCUCAGCAAUAGGCUCAAGACGUAUGCCAACUUUCCAGAAGCACCUCAGGAGGAGGCUUCUCUCAGCAAUAGGCUCAACACGUAUGCCAACUUUCCAGAAGCACCUCAGGAGGAGGCUUCUCUCAGCAAUAGGCUCAAGACGUAUGCCAACUUUCCAGAAGCACCUCAGGAGGAGGCUUCUCUCAGCAAUAGGCUCAAGACUUAUGCCAACUUUCCAGAAGCACCUCAGGAGGAGGCUUCUGUCAGCAAUAGGCUCAAGACGUAUGCCAACUUUCCAGAAGCACCUCAGGAGGAGGCUUCUCUCAGCAAUAGGCUCAAGACGUAUGCCAACUUUCCAGAAGCACCUCAGGAGGAGGCUUCUCUCAGCAAUAGGCUCAAGACGUAUGCCAACUUUCCAGAAGCACCUCAGGAGGAGGCUUCUCUCAGCAAUAGGCUCAAGACGUAUGCCAACUUUCCAGAAGCACCUCAGGAGGAGGCUUCUCUCAGCAAUAGGCUCAAGACGUAUGCCAACUUUCCAGAAGCACCGCAGGAGGAGGCUUCUCUCAGCAAUAGGCUCAAGACGUAUGCCAACUUUCCAGAAGCACCUCAGGAGGAGGCUUCUCUCAGCAAUAGGGUCAAGACGUAUUCCAACUUUCCAGAAGCACCUCAGGAGGAGGCUUCUCUCAGCAAUAGGCUCAAGACGUAUGCCAACUUUCCAGAAGCACCUCAGGAGGAGGCUUCUCUCAGCAAUAGGCUCAAGACGUAUGCCAACUUUCCAGAAGCACCUCAGGAGGAGGCUUCUCUCAGCAAUAGGCUCAAGACGUAUGCCAACUUUCCAGAAGCACCGCAGGAGGAGGCUUCUCUCAGCAAUAGGCUCAAGACGUAUGCCAACUUUCCAGAAGCACCUCAGGAGGAGGCUUCUCUCAGCAAUAGGGUCAAGACGUAUUCCAACUUUCCAGAAGCACCUCAGGAGGAGGCUUCUCUCAGCAAUAGGCUCAAGACGUAUGCCAACUUUCCAGAAGCACCUCAGGAGGAGGCUUCUCUCAGCAAUAGGCUCAACACGUAUGCCAACUUUCCAGAAGCACCUCAGGAGGAGGCUUCUCUCAGCAAUAGGCUCAAGACGUAUGCCAACUUUCCAGAAGCACCUCAGGAGGAGGCUUCUCUCAGCAAUAGGCUCAAGACGUAUGCCAACUUUCCAGAAGCACCUCAGGAGGAGGCUUCUCUCAGCAAUAGGCUCAAGACGUAUGCCAACUUUCCAGAAGCACCUCAGGAGGAGGCUUCUCUCAGCAAUAGGCUCAAGACGUAUGCCAACUUUCCAAAAGCACCUCAGGAGGAGGCUUCUCUCAGCAAUAGGCUCAAGACGUAUGCCACCUUUCCAGAAGAACCGCAGGAGGACGCUUCUCUCAGCAAUAGGCUCAAGACGUAUGCCAACUUUCCAGAAGCACCUCAGGAGGAGGCUUCUCUCAGCAAUAGGCUCAAGACGUAUGCCAACUUUCCAGAAGCACCGCAGGAGGAGGCUUCUCUCAGCAAUAGGCUCAAGACGUAUGCCAACUUUCCAGAAACACCGCAGGAGGAGGCUUCUCUCAGCAAUAGGCUCAAGACGUAUGCCACCUUUCCAGAAGCACCUCAGGAGGAGGCUUCUCUCAGCAAUAGGCUCAAGACGUAUGCCACCUUUCCAGAAGCACCUCAGGAGGAGGCUUCUGUCAGCAAUAGGCUCAAGACGUAUGCCACCUUUCCAGAAGCACCUCAGGAGGAGGCUUCUCUCAGCAAUAGGCUCAAGACGUAUGCCACCUUUCCAGAAGCACCUCAGGAGGAGGCUUCUGUCAGCAAUAGGCUCAAGACGUAUGCCACCUUUCCAGAAGCACCUCAGGAGGAGGCUUCUGUCAGCAACAGGCUCAAGACGUAUGCCACCUUUCCAGAAGCACCUCAGGAGGAGGCUUCUCUCAGCAAUAGGCUCAAGACGUAUGCCACCUUUCCAGAAGCACCUCAGGAGGAGGCUUCUGUCAGCAAUAGGCUCAAGACGUAUGCCAACUUUCCAGAAGCACCUCAGGAGGAGGCUUCUCUCAGCAAUAGGCUCAAGACGUAUGCCAACUUUCCAGAAGCACCUCAGGAGGAGGCUUCUCUCAGCAAUAGGCUCAAGACGUAUGCCACCUUUCCAGAAGCACCUCAGGAGGAGGCUUCUCUCAGCAAUAGGCUCAAGACGUAUGCCACCUUUCCAGAAGCACCUCAGGAGGAGGCUUCUCUCAGCAAUAGGCUCAAGACGUAUGCCACCUUUCCAGAAGCACCUCAGGAGGAGGCUUCUCUCAGCAAUAGGCUCAAGACGUAUGCCACCUUUCCAGAAGCACCUCAGGAGGAGGCUUCUCUCAGCAAUAGGCUCAAGACGUAUGCCACCUUUCCAGAAGCACCUCAGGAGGAGGCUUCUCUCAGCAAUAGGCUCAAGACGUAUGCCACCUUUCCAGAAGCACCUCAGGAGGAGGCUUCUCUCAGCAAUAGGCUCAAGACGUAUGCCACCUUUCCAGAAGCACCUCAGGAGGAGGCUUCUCUCAGCAAUAGGCUCAAGACGUAUGCCACCUUUCCAGAAGCACCUCAGGAGGAGGCUUCUCUCAGCAAUAGGCUCAAGACGUAUGCCACCUUUCCAGAAGCACCUCAGGAGGAGGCUUCUCUCAGCAAUAGGCUCAAGACGUAUGCCAACUUUCCAGAAGCACCGCAGGAGGAGGCUUCUCUCAGCAAUAGGCUCAAGACGUAUGCCAACUUGCCAGAAGCACCGCAGGAGGAGGCUUCUCUCAGCAAUAGGCUCAAGACGUAUGCCACCUUUCCAGAAGCACCUCAGGAGGAGGCUUCUCUCAGCAAUAGGCUCAAGACGUAUGCCAACUUUCCAGAAGCACCUCAGGAGGAGGCUUCUCUCAGCAAUAGGCUCAAGACGUAUGCCACCUUUCCAGAAGCACCUCAGGAGGAGGCUUCUCUCAGCAAUAGGCUCAAGACGUAUGCCACCUUUCCAGAAGCACCUCAGGAGGAGGCUUCUCUCAGCAAUAGGCUCAAGACGUAUGCCACCUUUCCAGAAGCACCUCAGGAGGAGGCUUCUCUCAGCAAUAGGCUCAAGACGUAUGCCACCUUUCCAGAAGCACCUCAGGAGGAGGCUUCUCUCAGCAAUAGGCUCAAGACGUAUGCCACCUUUCCAGAAGCACCUCAGGAGGAGGCUUCUCUCAGCAAUAGGCUCAAGACGUAUGCCAACUUUCCAGAAGCACCGCAGGAGGAGGCUUCUCUCAGCAAUAGGCUCAAGACGUAUGCCAACUUGCCAGAAGCACCGCAGGAGGAGGCUUCUCUCAGCAAUAGGCUCAAGACGUAUGCCAACUUUCCAGAAGCACCUCAGGAGGAGGCUUCUCUCAGCAAUAGGCUCAAGACGUAUGCCACCUUUCCAGAAGCACCUCAGGAGGAGGCUUCUCUCAGCAAUAGGCUCAAGACGUAUGCCACCUUUCCAGAAGCACCUCAGGAGGAGGCUUCUCUCAGCAAUAGGCUCAAGACGUAUGCCACCUUUCCAGAAGCACCUCAGGAGGAGGCUUCUCUCAGCAAUAGGCUCAAGACGUAUGCCACCUUUCCAGAAGCACCUCAGGAGGAGGCUUCUCUCAGCAAUAGGCUCAAGACGUAUGCCACCUUUCCAGAAGCACCUCAGGAGGAGGCUUCUCUCAGCAAUAGGCUCAAGACGUAUGCCACCUUUCCAGAAGCACCUCAGGAGGAGGCUUCUCUCAGCAAUAGGCUCAAGACGUAUGCCACCUUUCCAGAAGCACCUCAGGAGGAGGCUUCUCUCAGCAAUAGGCUCAAGACGUAUGCCACCUUUCCAGAAGCACCUCAGGAGGAGGCUUCUCUCAGCAAUAGGCUCAAGACGUAUGCCACCUUUCCAGAAGCACCUCAGGAGGAGGCUUCUCUCAGCAAUAGGUUCAAGACGUAUGCCAACUUUCCAGAAGCACCUCAGGAGGAGGCUUCUCUCAGCAAGAGGCUCAAGACGUAUGCCAACUUUCCAGAAGCACCUCAGGAGGAGGCUUCUCUCAGCAAUAGGUUCAAGACGUAUGCCAACUUUCCAGAAGCACCUCAGGAGGAGGCUUCUCUCAGCAAGAGGCUCAAGACGUAUGCCAACUUUCCAGAAGCACCUCAGGAGGAGGCUUCUCUCAGCAAUAGGCUCAAGACGUAUGCCAAUUUUCCAGAAGCACCUCAGGAGGAGGCUUCUCUCAGCAAUAGGCUCAAGACGUAUGCCACCUUUCCAGAAGCACCUCAGGAGGAGGCUUCUCUCAGCAAUAGGCUCAAGACGUAUGCCACCUUUCCAGAAGCACCUCAGGAGGAGGCUUCUCUCAGCAAUAGGCUCAAGACGUAUGCCAACUUUCCAGAAGCACCUCAGGAGGAGGCUUCUCUCAGCAAUAGGCUCAAGACGUAUGCCACCUUUCCAGAAGCACCUCAGGAGGAGGCUUCUCUCAGCAAUAGGCUCAAGACGUAUGCCACCUUUCCAGAAGCACCUCAGGAGGAGGCUUCUCUCAGCAAUAGGCUCAAGACGUAUGCCACCUUUCCAGAAGAACCUCAGGAGGAGGCUUCUCUCAGCAAUAGGCUCAAGACGUAUGCCAACUUUCCAGAAGCACCUCAGGAGGAGGCUUCUCUCAGCAAUAGGCUCAAGACGUAUGCCACCUUUCCAGAAGAACCUCAGGAGGAGGCUUCUCUCAGCAAUAGGCUCAAGACGUAUGCCACCUUUCCAGAAGCACCUCAGGAGGAGGCUUCUCUCAGCAAUAGGCUCAAGACGUAUGCCACCUUUCCAGAAGCACCUCAGGAGGAGGCUUCUCUCAGCAAUAGGCUCAAGACGUAUGCCACCUUUCCAGAAGCACCUCAGGAGGAGGCUUCUCUCAGCAAUAGGCUCAAGACGUAUGCCACCUUUCCAGAAGCACCUCAGGAGGAGGCUUCUCUCAGCAAUAGGCUCAAGACGUAUGCCACCUUUCCAGAAGCACCUCAGGAGGAGGCUUCUCUCAGCAAUAGGCUCAAGAGGUAUGCCACCUUUCCAGAAGCACCUCAGGAGGAGGCUUCUCUCAGCAAUAGGCUCAAGACGUAUGCCACCUUUCCAGAAGCACCUCAGGAGGAGGCUUCUCUCAGCAAUAGGCUCAAGAUGUAUGCCAACUUUCCAGAAGCACCUCAGGAGGAGGCUUCUCUCAGCAAUAGGCUCAAGACGUAUGCCAACUUUCCAGAAGCACCUCAGGAGGAGGCUUCUCUCAGCAAUAGGCUCAAGACGUAUGCCAACUUUCCAGAAGCACCUCAGGAGGAGGCUUCUCUCAGCAAUAGGCUCAAGACGUAUGCCAACUUUCCAGAAGCACCUCAGGAGGAGGCUUCUCUCAGCAAUAGGCUCAAGACGUAUGCCAACUUUCCAGAAGCACCUCAGGAGGAGGCUUCUCUCAGCAAUAGGCUCAAGACGUAUGCCAACUUUCCAGAAGCACCUCAGGAGGAGGCUUCUCUCAGCAAUAGGCUCAAGACGUAUGCCACCUUUCCAGAAGCACCUCAGGAGGAAGCUUCUCUCAGCAAUAGGCUCAAGACGUAUGCCACCUUUCCAGAAGCACCUCAGGAGGAGGCUUCUCUCAGCAAUAGGCUCAAGACGUAUGCCACCUUUCCAGAAGCACCUCAGGAGGAGGCUUCUCUCAGCAAUAGGCUCAAGACGUAUGCCACCUUUCCAGAAGCACCUCAGGAGGAGGCUUCUCUCAGCAAUAGGCUCAAGACGUAUGCCACCUUUCCAGAAGCACCUCAGGAGGAGGCUUCUCUCAGCAAUAGGCUCAAGACGUAUGCCACCUUUCCAGAAGCACCUCAGGAGGAGGCUUCUCUCAGCAAUAGGCUCAAGACGUAUGCCACCUUUCCAGAAGCACCUCAGGAGGAGGCUUCUCUCAGCAAUAGGCUCAAGACGUAUGCCACCUUUCCAGAAGCACCUCAGGAGGAGGCUUCUCUCAGCAAUAGGCUCAAGACGUAUGCCACCUUUCCAGAAGCACCUCAGGAGGAGGCUUCUCUCAGCAAUAGGCUCAAGACGUAUGCCAACUUUCCAGAAGCACCUCAGGAGGAGGCUUCUCUCAGCAAUAGGCUCAAGACGUAUGCCACCUUUCCAGAAGCACCUCAGGAGGAGGCUUCUCUCAGCAAUAGGCUCAAGACGUAUGCCACCUUUCCAGAAGCACCUCAGGAGGAGGCUUCUCUCAGCAAUAGGCUCAAGACGUAUGCCACCUUUCCAGAAGCACCUCAGGAGGAGGCUUCUCUCAGCAAUAGGCUCAAGACGUAUGCCACCUUUCCAGAAGCACCUCAGGAGGAGGCUUCUCUCAGCAAUAGGCUCAAGACGUAUGCCAACUUUCCAGAAGCACCUCAGGAGGAGGCUUCUCUCAGCAAUAGGCUCAAGACGUAUGCCACCUUUCCAGAAGCACCUCAGGAGGAGGCUUCUCUCAGCAAUAGGCUCAAGACGUAUGCCACCUUUCCAGAAGCACCUCAGGAGGAGGCUUCUCUCAGCAAUAGGCUCAAGACGUAUGCCACCUUUCCAGAAGCACCUCAGGAGGAGGCUUCUCUCAGCAAUAGGCUCAAGACGUAUGCCAACUUUCCAGAAGCACCUCAGGAGGAGGCUUCUCUCAGCAAUAGGCUCAAGACGUAUGCCACCUUUCCAGAAGCACCUCAGGAGGAGGCUUCUCUCAGCAAUAGGCUCAAGACGUAUGCCAACUUUCCAGAAGCACCUCAGGAGGAGGCUUCUCUCAGCAAUAGGCUCAAGACGUAUGCCACCUUUCCAGAAGCACCUCAGGAGGAGGCUUCUCUCAGCAAUAGGCUCAAGACGUAUGCCACCUUUCCAGAAGCACCUCAGGAGGAGGCUUCUCUCAGCAAUAGGCUCAAGACGUAUGCCACCUUUCCAGAAGCACCUCAGGAGGAGGCUUCUCUCAGCAAUAGGCUCAAGACGUAUGCCACCUUUCCAGAAGCACCUCAGGAGGAGGCUUCUCUCAGCAAUAGGCUCAAGACGUAUGCCAACUUUCCAGAAGCACCUCAGGAGGAGGCUUCUCUCAGCAAUAGGCUCAAGACGUAUGCCACCUUUCCAGAAGCACCUCAGGAGGAGGCUUCUCUCAGCAAUAGGCUCAAGACGUAUGCCACCUUUCCAGAAGCACCUCAGGAGGAGGCUUCUCUCAGCAAUAGGCUCAAGACGUAUGCCACCUUUCCAGAAGCACCUCAGGAGGAGGCUUCUCUCAGCAAUAGGCUCAAGACGUAUGCCACCUUUCCAGAAGCACCUCAGGAGGAGGCUUCUCUCAGCAAUAGGCUCAAGACGUAUGCCACCUUUCCAGAAGCACCUCAGGAGGAGGCUUCUCUCAGCAAUAGGCUCAAGACGUAUGCCACCUUUCCAGAAGCACCUCAGGAGGAGGCUUCUCUCAGCAAUAGGCUCAAGACGUAUGCCACCUUUCCAGAAGCACCUCAGGAGGAGGCUUCUCUCAGCAAUAGGCUCAAGACGUAUGCCACCUUUCCAGAAGCACCUCAGGAGGAGGCUUCUCUCAGCAAUAGGCAACUCCAGAGAUGCCCCGAGAACACUGUCCCAAGUCUAGAGGACCACCAACUUCAGCACAGCAACUCGAGGAAUGCUCUGUGUACCCCAAAUCGUCUCGAGAUGAGAGCUGAUUCCCUGGCUUAG
Messenger RNA from Rangifer tarandus platyrhynchus (Svalbard reindeer), 8217 nucleotides. NCBI's taxonomy places the organism in Eukaryota, Metazoa, Chordata, Mammalia, Artiodactyla, Cervidae. The record is from the annotation of a GenBank genome assembly.